UAUUACCACCUAUAUAUCCAAACUGAAAUUUAUCUUUUAUCUUAUCAUAUAACCCUAACGAAAGGUGUAGCUUAUUGAGUGGAGUGCUUCGACGUGAAAGUAGGUAUACGGUAUAAUUAUGGAAAAACUGCAGAUCAUAGUGUUAGCUUCGGCUGUGGCAUAUUUAUCUACAGUCUAUGGCCAGUUGAAUGGAGUUAGAGAGAACCUGCGACCAUGCUACAACAUUUCGGCUAUGCCCGGAAUCCUCAUCGCAGACAACAGACCACCGGAAAGCCUGAACGUUUUUCUAGAGAUACUAAGGCGAUUAGAAGACGCCAAUCCAACCAAAUCGGCGGCUGAACUUUCGGUACUACUUAUUCAGAGGCUUCGACAAGAUGGAAUCAUCUUCACUGGAGGAAACACUGACCCACUAUAUGCCAUAGCAUUUAGUUCAAUUGGAUAUGAAGCAAUCAAAGGAACUCUUAUUGGCCAAAGAUUCUUGCAAAACCUCACCACAGAACUUUUUUAUGGAGAUCUUGAUCCUAUGGAAAUCUGCACCUUUCACUAUAUGAUAUCUAGUAGCAUAAAUACCACAAUGAGAGGGGAUGAAAAAACAACAUGCAUGAGAGCGGCCCGAUACACAUCCAGAAUACGAAGAAGUGAUGACAACAUUGAAUUAGCAGACUUCGCCCCCCGUUCGUGGAUGGGAUCCAUUAUCAAUGAUACUAGUCAGUGCCCACUGGAAAUGGGGGUGUUCCACACAAAUUACGGAACUAUCAAGGGUGGCCAGGUUCUGAAUGGAAUUGCAACUGGAGCUUACCAACAAGACGUGAAUGGUUGCGAUAAUAGAUAUGCUGCAACUAUUUCAGGUGAAUUGGCCGAGGCGGCCUUAGUUCAGACCAAAAACAUAGUAAAAGUCGGUGUUUCCGGUGGUUGGAACAGUACCAUAAGCCCAAAGUAUUAUUUUCUGCAGCAAAACAACAAUCUGGAUGUCACUAAUGCAGAAAUAAGAGGUUCCUUAGAUGGUUUAUACAUGUCCCUGAAAAUGAAGGACUGGAAAUCCUCAGAUAUAAAAAUAUCGCAAAUACUAGACAUGUAUUACUCGCCCUAUCAGAGGGGAGUAUUCGAUUCUUCUUUCAGAGCAUGCAACAGAAAUAUCCUCUACAGUGAAAUGGUAGCAACAGAAAAAAUUCGGGAACAAACAAUUGCUUUUAUGAGUCCUCUUGAUGAUGCUGGGACAUUUCCAAACACAAUCAGUCUUAGUUCUCACUCGCAAUUCGGAAAUGGCGCUGUAGACAGCUUCAUCAGUGCCAUGCCGAGCCUAAAAGAUUUGGCUUGUGCUCCGACAGAUCAAGUCAUUGAAAGAGUGUCGAGCGAUUUGCACAUCUUCUUAGAUCCCAGUUGGAGUUACACCACUGUACAACCAUUGCUUUCCUACAUCUUGGAUAAUAUCGACGUGAACAAAUUUGGAUCCAGAUACACACUUUACAGUGGAUCCGACGUAGUGAAUGUCACAAGCUACGGCACUAGAUAUCUAUUAGAAUUUUACAAAAAGUACAACUCAUCCUCGCACCAAAAUCUAAGGUCCGACUUCGACUAUUCCAAAGUGUUCCAAACCAUUGAAUCCAUAGCUAAAUCAAAACUGAAUAACAACACUUAUGCCGGUGGUGAAUCUACAGUAGCUCUUUUGCUACCACGAACAAUGCCGAAUGAAAGUCAAAAAACCUUCUUGAAUCAGAGAAAAGAGAUCUUCAGACAGUUCCUACCAGAUUUAACAAUCCUCGUUGUGGGAUCUGGAACGCAGGGCGAUUAUAAUUCUGUCUUGGCCAAUCCCAGCAAAGAUUUUAUUCCGUUAAGCGAAUCUACUAACGAGAAUGACAUCAAGACUUUGGGAGAGACGGUAGUCACGAGAAUAAAAGCCAUUCCCAGGUCCAUUGUGAACCCAUCCUGCGGCUCAGAGCUGGUAGGUACCACAAAUACGUUCACCCUGACUGACUACGUGGAGCCAAAAGGAGUGAACAAGUACAGAAUAUCCCCCAACUACUUCUACGCAGGACAGGGUACCAGGAACCUGAAAAUAACUGAACUCAGCUACGGCAGCAUCACAGUGUGCAUUUCGAGCAAUCAACCUGUCAACCAAACGAACGAUUGUGAAACUGCAAAGUCAUCCGUCUUGACUAGAGAUUUGUCAACGUUUUGUAGGGGAAAAUUAUCGGAUUGCACGCCGAUAUAUAUUUCUGUCACAGGAAAUACUACGCUGAACAAAUGUAAAGGGCCAGAUGUGCUGUGCCGUUUCCCAGAUAACAUCAAGUACACUAUAUCAUUGGAAAAUGUCGGCUGUGCAAGUGGCACUAUUCGUUUAGUAGCAAAUAUUAUCUUAGUCUUUACUUUAUAUGUGGCUUUAAGAUUUUGAAAAUAUAAUUUAUUUAUCAAUG
This is a messenger RNA of Phaedon cochleariae (mustard beetle), 2414 nucleotides long. Lineage: Eukaryota; Metazoa; Arthropoda; Insecta; Coleoptera; Chrysomelidae. The record is from the annotation of a GenBank genome assembly.